Messenger RNA from Rotaria sordida, 1119 nucleotides. The record is from the annotation of a GenBank genome assembly. Lineage: Eukaryota; Metazoa; Rotifera; Eurotatoria; Philodinida; Philodinidae.
AUGGCGAGUAGCAAAUGGAAUCAAAAUAAUAAUAAUUUCAAUUUUCGUCCACGAUCUGGAAAAAACGAUAAUACUUUAUCUUUUGGGCAAAAUAGAGGCAAAAAACAAUCUUAUGAUCGUCAUACCAAUAAUAACAACUAUUACCAAUCACAAGAACAAAUUUUAAGAAAUAGUCAUAAUAUUGAACAAUUUACAAGUGAUAGUCCUUCAGAAUUUCGAACAAGAGCAAAUGAUGAUGAAAUUAAUGCUUAUGCUGUCAAUCUUCAAUUGAAACCAGUUGAAAUGGGUAUUAUAGCAAAAACUAAUCAACGAAAUCAAGAAUUCAAAGGUUUAGGUGUAUUCAAUCGUUAUUUUGGUUUAGUAGCACCAACAAAUAAUUUUGGAUAUACACUUCCUGACGUUUGGGAUGGUUAUUUUCACAUAACGCUUGCUAAAUUCUUAACUCGUGUUGCACCUCAUCAAUUAGAAGAAGUUUUCAGUAGAUUUAUUCCUUCUUUAGAAGAUCUACCUUAUAUUCCUGAUAUUAUCUUUCGAGCAUCAAGUAUUAAAAUUAUUCCUGGUGAAAAUCGUCCUAAAGGGCGAGAACAUAUCAAUUUCAUUGUACUUCCUAUUGAUUAUCAUUCCGAAACAAUAGCAUCUCUUGAAAAACUUCAAUCAUUACUUGAAAAAAUUGAAAAACAAACAGAAUCAAAUGAUUGGAAUGCAACACCGUUCGUUGAUCUUCAUGUGACUAUACGCAAAUAUUCCAAUAUUGGUUUUAUUUUAAACAAAAUUAGAAUAGAAAAGUUUCCAAUCGAAUUUCGAUGUUCUCAUCUCGAAGUUAAACAAACACGAGAACGAGCAGUGAAUCGAUACAAAAAAGCAAAAGACAAUAUAUAUAGAUGGUGGAUUGGUGUAACUGAAAUCGAUAAGAAAUGCUCGGGUUGUCAUAUACCUAUUAUAUCUGAUAGGUGGGAAGGAUUUUGUCUUGCAUGUGGACAAUAUGAGUCAAUUAUUCCAAUUUGGUCAACAAAUGGCAAAAAUAUUUAUCAUUAUCAUCAAAUACAAAAUCAAGAAAAUAUGAGAAAUGCUAAUACAUUAAGUGAACUAAAUCAACAUACUAAUUAUAAAGAACUAUAA